Messenger RNA from Morchella sextelata, 2853 nucleotides. RefSeq lists its product as uncharacterized. The transcript is spliced from 7 exons. The record is from RefSeq and is a predicted model, not a curated record. NCBI's taxonomy places the organism in Eukaryota, Fungi, Ascomycota, Pezizomycetes, Pezizales, Morchellaceae. The coding region runs from base 1 to 2853 and encodes 950 amino acids.
AUGGCAGAUUCGCGUAUCAUCGGAAAUGUGGUACAACCUCUAGCGCGGUCGGUUGUCGAGCCCUCGACGACCGGCGUUGAUGCAAACAAUUCCAUUAACCAGCUCACCGACUCCGGCGAGUCUACUACAAACCUUGUACCGAUUUUCCCACAGCAAAAUGCACCUCAAAACGAUCAAGAUAACAAAGAGAAUAGUCAUACACUAUCUCAAACGCAAAAAGAGCCAGAAGGAAAUACAUCUGGCCUUAUGAACAGUAAAUAUGCAGGAACAAAGGAUACAGACACAGACAGCGCAGGAACCUCUAGGCCCGGGAGCAUUUCACCAACUAAAAUGGAUUCCAUCAAACCCAAAUCAACAAUUAGGAAGACAACUUUUAAGUCGGUUUCUGUAAACAAGGUGUUUUUGAAGGAUUCGGUCCCCACUGCAGGACCUGUGUCUAAUGCUCUUGGUUCCACAACAUCCAAAGCAUCAACGGCUUUUUCCGUUCCUCAGCCAGCUUCUCGCAAUGUGUUAAGUGCCUCGAAAUUAAAGUUUGUGAAGACUGGUGCAUCCUCCCAGACUUCGAGGCCUGGAAGUACUGGACCUGCUGGUUCUGCUGGCUCAAAAAAAGGAGAUCAAGCUCUGCCUGUGUGGAAUAAAAACCUACCGACACCUCCGCCCCCUAAAAAGGAUGUCACCGAUGAAGAACUGAAAUUAGAAUUUGGGAUUCAUCUAGCGUCAAGGCUCGUUUCGGAUAAUGAAUCUAAAGAAGCUAAAUGGGCUGAUAUAGAUGAUGAUGACGAUGAUUGGGUCCCGGAGGCUAUUGCGUGGAACGAUGGUAUGAAGGUUACCAUGGAUGACACUACGGCGGCGACUACAGCGGCGAACACGGAGACAACGGUAUCCCCACCUGCCACCCAUGUCGAACCAGUGUGUCCAGAACCUGUCAAGGAGGUUGCGCCUCCGAAAUCACCAGUGCCGCCUGUUCCGGUUGUUCCAGUUGCUCAAAUGAAGGAGGAAUCAAGACCCAAAACUCUUAUUACUGAAAAGCCUUCUUCGAAACCCACCGAGACAACUUCUACUCACCCUGUCCGGGCUUCUCCUUGGGCGAAAAUACCUCCCCCAAAUGCGGGUCCCCCAAUUGCUUCAAAUCAUAAUCUUCGAAACAACGAUUUCCCCCCUCCCCCCCCUCCCCGUCAUGAGUUAGGCGUGGAAUCGUCAGCACAGCAUACUACAAAUUCCUUUUCUGGAAUGAAAGAAGUCUCGGCAGAGGUUUUCGACCGGUCAUGGCGCGAUAGGCCAGUCAACCAUAGUGCACGUGAGCGUGAGUUAUUCAAUUCUGAGACUGGACAGUUAGAGCCAGUUAGAGAAGCUCGUAACGGAGGGGCGAGGCAGAAUCGCAACGAUCCCCCGAUGCACAAGCAUUCUGUUCUUCAACGUCCUUCCGGUCCGGCUGAACCAUCUGCAGCAUUUCAGCAAUCGCGCAGCAGUAUGAGUUUCCAUCGGCCUGAAGAUUAUGGGCGUAGAAGAGCGUCCUCGAAUGUAAGCGGAGGUAGUGGUAGCACUGGCGAUUUCCAGGUCAAGAUCUCAGGCGUGCAGAUUCAGCCUUCAACCAUUCCCCCAGCGCCUGUUGUAGAUCCCAAUUAUGAGGACCCCGUUAUCGCACAAGAGCGGAUUAUGAAGGAAUCUAGCCAACUGGCAAGGAAACGUAGGCAAGAAGAAGAGGCUAAGGAGGAGGCUGCAAAACAAGAGAGACUGAAGAUCAAACUUGAGGCAUUGGAAAAACAAGCAAAGCUUCGGGAGGAGGAGGAGGCUGCCAAGCAAAAGGCUAUUCAGGACAAACGUGAAGCCGAGGAGAAAGCAGCUGAGGAAUUAAGACUCGCCGAAGAAAAGGCUGCAGCAGAGAAGAAAGCCACGGAUGAGAAAGCUGCCGCUGAAAUAAAGGCACAAGAAGAGGCUUUGGCAAAGAAAGAGUCCGAGGAAAGAUUGGCAUCAGAAAGGGAACGUCCUCGACAAGGACAAUUUCCAGAUCGCUCAGCUAGGGAGCCGGCGGCAUCUUUUAUACGUAGUCGGUCUCCUGGCAAUACAUCAGGAAUUCCGACAGGGCCUCAAAUGCAGGGGAGAAGACCGGCGGGGCACAUGCAAACACAAAGAUCACCUACGAAGAAUUUUGCGGUUCUUGGAAAUCGUGAAUCAAGGGAGCAGCCCUGGAAAAGUGUUUCUUCUGGGUCCGAUCGAUAUACUGGUCAAUGGGGAAGUUCGGGAAGUAACGGCCAAGCCCAAAAUCCUACUGACGGUAAUCCUUGGGCUCCUGUUGGCGAGAAACCGCGGUUUUCGGGGUUCAAUGGCGUUGGAAAUGGAACAUUUGAAAACCGUUACUCAGGAUUCUCUGCAAGAUCAAAUGCUUCACCCGCAAUGCAUGGUCAGCAGAAUAGAGAUGAUGGACGGCAAGGUGGGCGGCCAAGCCGUCCUGGCCAUAUCUCCCCGGGAUUUUCCCGCGGAACCCGGCCAAAUGAUAAUAUUUCUCAAGAAGAUCGUUCGCAAGCCGUGAAUCGCUGGAAUACAGUUGCAAACACUCUUCAAGAUGAUGAAACUACAGAAAGGCGGAAGAAUAGGGAAGAGAGAUUGGCCCGGGAGGCUGAAGAAGCCGCCUCUGGGAUAAAGAGGGAGCCUGCAGUUCACCCAAAGAUUUCUGAAACCUGGAGGAAGGUUGAAAUCAGUGAUGGCCAAGGACAGGUUGAUAGGAAGCUUGUCAGCGUCUCAAAGAUAGGAACUCACAGCUUCAGAGGAACAAUAUUCCAACUGGGCCUGCCGCAGGUCGACCAACGUCUCGUUUCUUCCCCGCCGCGGCGAAUUUGGUGGCACAACACUUAG